AUGACCUUGACUUCUGGAGACCAAUCUCUCCAGUCCUCCUCUAUCAAGUCGGAAACACCUCUUAGUCCAGUCUCCCCUGCUGCCAAAUCAUCCAACAAAUUUGACAUCGACAGUAUCAUCCAGACUCUCGGGAAUGCCAAGCAGCAAUUGAUCAACCUCCAAACCUCGUCUUCAGCUUCACCUACAACCACGAAGAACUCCAGGGGAAGAGAGGUCAAACCUCUUCCUCUUCCGAAAAUAGACAUUCCCAAAAGGCAAAAAGAUGGAUUAGCGGAAAAAGGAAUAAAAGUCGACGACAAAUACAAUGAUCCCAAAACGGAUCUCAUACUCGUCUCUUCGGAUGGAACUGGGUUCAUGGUUCAGUCAAUCUAUGUGAGAGCGGCAAGUAAGAUCCUCAAUGACAAAUGCCUCGCACUCGUCUCUUCCUUAUCUCCCGAUUCCACCAUCGAUUUCGAUGACCCUUCAAUCGAAAGAGCAACAACCAUUCGAUUCCUCCUCGACUUCAUCCAUGGCGAUAUACCCGAGCCCAAACACGAGCUUCUCGGUGUCUUCCGUCGAGCGAUCCUUCUUGCCCAAAAAUAUGAAUGCAAGCUCGUCUUAUCAGCGAUGAAGACUCUCGCCAAAACCUAUCACGAAAAUGGAGAAAUCCCAUUCACCGUUUUUGUUCUCGGAGCCAAUUUGGGCGAUGUUCAACUCUGUUCUAAUGCUAUUAUGGAUGGGGAUGAGUCCCCUAAAAGGGGAACGGAUAACCCUCCAGAGUGGUAUGAUCACGAUGGAGAUAGUGAUAUUGAUGAGGGAGAUCUCAAUGAAGAUGAUGGUGAAGAUGGGUUUGAAGACGAUGAUGAUUCCACGAUGGAUCUUACUACUUGGCAUACACAAGAUAUUCAACAUGUUCCUGCAAAGUACCUCGCCGGACUUCUCAGAGCAUCCAGACUUAGGAAUCAACCUGGUAAAGAUUGGUACGAUGUCGCUCACAGAUUUGAGGAACUCAUGUCUCCGAUCCAAAAGGUAGAUCCGUCUACCAAGCAAAAAGAAAAGGAUAUGAAACAUAAGGGAGUGGUGGCCAGAGAGAAGAUCAAGGAUAUCAAAGUCAAACCGGUAGCUGACGGUGAUACCAAGAAGAAGAUAGAUGCAAAGGAGUUGAAGUCGAAGAAAUAG
This is a messenger RNA of Kwoniella botswanensis, 1158 nucleotides long. RefSeq lists its product as uncharacterized. Lineage: Eukaryota; Fungi; Basidiomycota; Tremellomycetes; Tremellales; Cryptococcaceae. The record is from RefSeq and is a predicted model, not a curated record. The coding region runs from base 1 to 1158 and encodes 385 amino acids. The transcript has 2 exons.